AUGGCUAUUUGCAUUACGUUCGGAACGCAUGAGUUCACCUCUAUGCUUGAGGGAUAUGAGAAUGUCAGGGCAUAUUGCUACAACUGUCAGCACUGGAAUGGUCACUGUUUGACUCGAUGGCCUUUUUUCACCAUUUGCUUCAUUCCCGUGAUCCCUCUAGCAAUGCAUAAGUACAAGGAAGUCACAUGCUACACAUGUCGAUUUACCCAGGACCUGCGUGACCGGCCUGAUAUCACACCCGAGACAAGGCCUCCAGCAAAUCUACCACCAGGCCCAUAUCCACCACCACAGGCUUACUAUCCUCCGCCGCAAGCGACUGGCGCAGCACCAGCUCCACAGGAGCAGCCUCCUAAUUACGGGUACAAGUGA
This is a messenger RNA of Aspergillus chevalieri, 369 nucleotides long. RefSeq names its product rhodopsin family protein. The transcript has 7 exons. Bases 1 to 369 code for a protein of 122 amino acids. Lineage: Eukaryota; Fungi; Ascomycota; Eurotiomycetes; Eurotiales; Aspergillaceae. The record is from RefSeq and is a predicted model, not a curated record.